AUGAGAUUCCUCACACUGUGCGCGACGCUCCUCGGCGUCUCGACCACCGUAAAUGCCCUACCCAGCCCAGCGGACUUUGAAAUUCAAGCCUGGAGAGCGUGGGAUUUCCGCCUCCUAAGCGAAGCACCGCCGAUUUGCAACGCGUCGGAAUCGAACCUCCAGUUCUCCAUUGCUCAUCGAUACGGUCAGAAGGCGCGCGCCUGCCAGGCAUUGGAAACGGAUUAUUACAACUCCACGAAUGUGAAGAGUAUUUCAUGGAAGAGUCCGGGGGAUUCUUACCCGCAUGAUAUUUGCUUUUUCGCCACGUAUGAUUGUGCCCCUGAGAGUUUCCUGUCGACUAUUACCAAUGGCUGGGAUGUGUGCUAUCUGUACAAUGGGUUCCUGGGGUGGAGUGUUGUUGCGAAAGGAGAUCCGUGUGUUGCUGUGGGUGGUGAAGGUAGUGAAGGUGGUGAAGGUGUCGAUGGUGAUGUGGAUGGUGGUGAGGUGGAGGAUGGUGUUGAUGGUGAUAGCCCAGACGAGGAAUAA
This is a messenger RNA of Penicillium bovifimosum, 525 nucleotides long. RefSeq lists its product as uncharacterized. The transcript is spliced from 2 exons. NCBI's taxonomy places the organism in Eukaryota, Fungi, Ascomycota, Eurotiomycetes, Eurotiales, Aspergillaceae. The record is from RefSeq and is a predicted model, not a curated record. The coding region runs from base 1 to 525 and encodes 174 amino acids.